Molecule: messenger RNA, 582 nt
Organism: Pygocentrus nattereri (red-bellied piranha)
Lineage: Eukaryota; Metazoa; Chordata; Actinopteri; Characiformes; Serrasalmidae
Gene: timm10
Product: translocase of inner mitochondrial membrane 10 homolog (yeast)
Exons: 2
Coding region: 265-531 (88 amino acids)
Biological process (GO): protein insertion into mitochondrial inner membrane
Cellular component (GO): mitochondrial inner membrane
Source: RefSeq, a predicted model, not a curated record
UAAUGUGUAAAUAUGUAAAGAUAUUUAUCUACUUCCUCGUGUUUUGAUUUUUGGAAUCGACUCAGUUGAUUCACAUCACUCGGACUCGGAGUCGGAGUCGAACAGCACUAAGAGCCAUGUUGACACCGGAAGAAGUGUGAGAGCUGGGCGACCCCACGUGUGCUGCUCUCCGGUACUGAAGGUUAAACCGUAAGCGCAGCCGGUGGUCUUCGGUUAGACGGAGCUCACGGUGGGGGGAGAUACUGGAGACGACAAGCGGCAGACAUGGACCCCAUGAAAGCCCAGCAGCUGGCGGCGGAGCUGGAAGUGGAGAUGAUGGCAGACAUGUACAACCGCAUGACAAAUGCCUGUCACAGAAAAUGUGUUCCCCCUCACUACAAGGAAGCAGAACUGUCAAAAGGUGAGGCGGUGUGUCUGGACCGCUGUGUAGCCAAGUACCUGGACUUGCAUGAGAGACUGGGCCGCAAACUCACUGAGCUCUCAGUACAGGACGAGGAGACGAUGAGGAAAGCAGCAGCUGGGACUGGAUAAACCCCAAGUGCACUCCUAAACAGCAGCAAAGGGCUUGGGGUAGACUGGAGU